Molecule: messenger RNA, 546 nt
Organism: Lethenteron reissneri (Far Eastern brook lamprey)
Lineage: Eukaryota; Metazoa; Chordata; Hyperoartia; Petromyzontiformes; Petromyzontidae
Product: metabotropic glycine receptor-like
Source: RefSeq, a predicted model, not a curated record
AUGAUUCUGAUUCUGAAUAAAAGUGCCUGGUUCGACUCCCGGCAGUGGCAUCACAGCCCCGAUCAGCUGGUGGUAGCAGAUUCCACGGGAAAAUGGUGUACUCCUGCGCCAGGCUGCUAUGAACUUGCAACACUUGCCUCGCUUAGUCUACUGUUCUGGCUGUCAGCAUCAGUACGGAAAGAAAGCCCGUCGAUUGAGGUCAGGCAAAUCUGCAACGUUCAAUGCCCGCCAGGUUUCAUCAAUCACAUUAUAUCCGGUGUGGAGCUAGCCUGCCUGGUGUGGGGCUUGCGUGUGUGCCACACCGUCCGCAAGACCACGUCGCCCCCACGCCAAGCCUGGAACAUCACAGCUGCCCUUGUCAUUGAAGCGGCGUGCUCGUUCCUAUUCCAUAUGUUCUGGCGUUUGUUGGCUCCCGCCCUCCACCCAGAUUGGAUGCUAUUAAUUGCCUUCAUGCACGAGCACCUCACAGUCACGACCAACUUGGGGCUCCUGCUGAUUCCGAAGGUUGGACAAAUGAGCAGAAACUCAAAUUACCGCAAGGCGUAA